AUGCCACCGAAACCGAAAGCGAGCAGCGGCGGCGCCGCCGGCCGGCCCCCAGGCCAGUUCAUGUUCGUCGGCGGACCCACGCUGAACGAGCAGGCGGGCAAUCCGGGGGUGCGGUCGACGCUGCUAAGGAGGAUUUUGGCGGAUAAGAAGGCGAAGAGGAGGGAGGAUGCAGCGACGAGGUUGGACUCGAUGUUGAAGAAUCAGGAUAAGGGUCCACGGUCAGGGUCAGGGACAGGAUCAGCCCUACCUAUAUGCAGAUGUGGCUCGAUCGUGGAGCUCGGACGGAGCGCUGGGUCUGAGCUUGAUUCGCCGGGGGCGAGUCAGACGACAGUGACGGCACCUGCUGCAGGCGCAAACUCCCGCUUACCGGCACUUCGCCCGAAGGAGAGUCUGCAGCGUACCCAGAGUGGUGGUGCCCUGCAGGCGCAACGCCUCCCGGAUCGCUGUCCGGCUUGUGGAGGGACCGUUGUCGCGGCUCCUGCGGCUGUCAGAGUCAGCAAUGACCAAGCGGUGCCCGUGCUCCCCAGUCCCCAGGCCCUGGUUGCAGGACGCAAGGACCCGCUUGUCCCGGUAGAUGCCACGGCAUCCCGGCACAAGGUGCACGAGCUGCUGGACUACAUGACCACGGCGCUCUGGCCGCAUUUCCGGGCCGGCGACUAUGCGGUUAAUUGCUACAAAGCGUGGGUGUUUGCGUGGAAUGACCCGAAUGAGCUUAUCAAGUAUACUAUCCUCUGGAGUGCGUCGUUUCACCGGGAUAUAGUGCGCGUUACGUAUGGGGCUGCGGAGCCGCUGUUGGAGUCAAAGGAGCAGCUCGAGCUGAAGACUCUUGCUCUGCGCGCGCUGCGGAAGGAGGUCGGGAAAAUGGCAGAUGGCAGAUCACCCGAUGCGAUGGUCAAGUGCAUCCUCUACCUGGCGGUUAACGACAGGCAGAUGACGAAAAUCGACCGGGAUCCCAGCCCGUUCAAGCCAGGCUUCACGAACCUACAUGCGUUGGACUUUUACGGAUCCCGGGAGUACCACCCACUGCAUUGGAAGGUUGUGCAGGACAUUGUGGCGCGCUAUGGGGGGAUCCAGAGCCUGCAGAUGUAUGCCCUGGCUUGGCUGCUCUGCUUGUCUGAUCUGAUGAGCGCCGUACAAACUUUAAAUAAACCCGUUUACCCGAUCGUUGACGUCGAGGGGAAGCCGUUGGAUCUGCAGCCGCCGAGCUUGCUGUUCAAAGGUCUGGUUCAAGACACGGCCGGGACCGGGUUCCACGAUCUCUUCUAUCUUUGGCCGCCUGUGAAACAGGAGAUUGCUUCUGUUUUUAUCCAUCUCGGACAGUACUCCAGUGUCCUGCAGCACUACUCGGAGUCAGGAGAGACAUGUAGUCCGGCGGUGUUGGAUUUGCUAGGCGAUAGCCGGAACCUAAUCCACCACCGCCUGCUCUCGCUGCCAGAUGAAAAUGACCCCAUCGAAGCGAUCAUCGAGUGUAAGGGACAGACAGCGGCUGAGCCUGAAGCUGAUCUGCUGCGGGAGAUCUACCUGACCGUUCGCCUGAGCGCGAUUCUGUAUGCAGUGCACGUCACUUUCCCCAUUCCCCGCUCUCAACGCCUUAGACAAGCACUCCUCGAAGCAUUAUACCCUCGCUUCGACCUUCUGAAGGCGCAGGAUGUCUCGCAACCUUUGAUCCUCUGGUGCGUGGCUGUAGCAAUGAGCAUGCAGGAUGAGAAUCCUCCAAGCCCGCUAGUCUCAUACAUGGCCCGUCUGUCUCAGGAUGCAGGGGCGGACAAUCUCGACAAGCUUGUGGCGCUCCUUUCAUCGUUUGCCUGGGUGGAUGCGGCCGUGCAGCCUACCGUGAUAGGAAAUUUCAAACGAGUCGUCCCGUUAUAG
Messenger RNA from Aspergillus mulundensis, 1869 nucleotides. RefSeq lists its product as uncharacterized. The record is from RefSeq and is a predicted model, not a curated record. The transcript has a single exon. Bases 1 to 1869 code for a protein of 622 amino acids. NCBI's taxonomy places the organism in Eukaryota, Fungi, Ascomycota, Eurotiomycetes, Eurotiales, Aspergillaceae.